This is a messenger RNA of Symbiodinium necroappetens, 804 nucleotides long. The record is from the annotation of a GenBank genome assembly. NCBI's taxonomy places the organism in Eukaryota, Dinophyceae, Suessiales, Symbiodiniaceae.
AUGGAGGACGCCAUCGCCAUCCAGGAGAAUGUCGCCGGACACACGUGCCUUGCCGUCUUCGAUGGGCAUGGUGGUGACACAGCAGCCAGACUGGCACAGACUCACUUGCCAAAGCUUCUAGGCCAGCACCUUCAGAAGACCACCAAUAAGGAACAGGCCGCCAUUGAUGCCUUCCAUGCAGUGGAAGAGCUCAUGCACCAGGAAUUGGCCGGCGAGGCCAGUAUGUUGCCUUCCGGAACAUCUUCAGGCACAGUCGCAUGUGUCGCACUUUUCCAAGACAAGGAGGUUACAUUGGUGAAUUUGGGAGACUGCCGUGCGGUGGUCUGUGAGUCCUCGAAGCUAGCCACCAAGACCAAGGACCGCUCACCGGAAAAAAACGAGCAGGAGAAGCAGAGGCUGAAAGACAGUGGCGUGAGUGUGGAGUUUGGCUACGUGGAUGGAAAAGUGCAGGUCUCCCGGGCCUUCGGGGACAUCACGGGCAAGACAGGAGACAAGAUCCGGGGCCUCAUGUGCACCCCCGAGGUCACGAUCAUCAAUGUCAAGGAGACCACGGAGUUUUUGAUCCUGGCAACAGAUGGGAUCUGGGAUGGCAUCCAAGAUCAGACGGCGAUCACCACGGCCAGGAAAGUGCUUCGGGAGACACGGUCUCCAGAAGCGGCAGCGAAAGCAGUGGUCGAAGCUGCCGGCAAGGUAACCAAGGCAGACAACGCUGCCGUGAUAGUAUUAGCGCUCAACGUCCCAGAGCCGCCCCCUAAAAGGGAUGCGGCCCAGAGCCGCUUCCAGCGGAGCUCCAAGACGGAGUGA